UCGUGAUGACUAUAAAAUGGAGGAGACAAGGCAAUUAUCGCUUUUUCUGCCGCAGUGGUCCCAUGGGGAGUGCCUCCGAUCAGUGAGAUCUCCAAAAUUAGCUUUAAAUAGAGGAGGAGGAGGAGGAGGAGGAGAUCAUCAAUGGCGAAGGUGGUGCUAACGGCGGUGCUUCUGUUGUCCUGCGCGCAUUAUCCCUCAGUUCUGUGCCUUUCCGAGUUCACCAGAGACGACUUCCCUGCGGAUUUCGUUUUCGGUGCAGCAACUUCCGCUUUUCAGUAUGAAGGUGCAUGGGCAGAAGAUGGAAAGUCUCCAAGCAUUUGGGAUACUUUUACACAUGAGGGGUGGGCUGGUCGCAACACCCCGGAUGUGGCUUCUGAUGGAUAUCACAAAUAUAAGGGAGACAUCAAGCUCAUGAGUGAUACUGGGCUCGAAGCUUAUAGAUUUUCUAUCUCCUGGCCAAGGCUCCUCCCAAAUGGGAGAGGACCAGUGAAUCCUAAAGGCUUGGAGUAUUACAACAACGUCAUCAACGAAAUAAUCAAAUUUGGUAUUCAGCCUCAUGUGACCCUGCAUCAUUUGGAUGUUCCGCAAGUACUUCAGGAUGAGUAUGGAGGAUGGCUAAGCCCGAAAAUCAUUGAUGAUUUUAAAGAACUAGCUGAUGUGUGCUUUAAAGAAUUUGGCGACAGAGUUACUCAUUGGACCACAAUUAAUCAGCCCAACAUCAACUCCUUUGGCUCCUACGAUUAUGGUUUUUUCCCUCCUUGCCGAUGUUCAAAUCCUUAUGGUAUUACUUUUAUGGGAGACAGUGUUAAUUGUACAAAAGGCAAUUCCACAGUGGAGCCAUAUAUCACUGCCCAUAAUUAUUUAUUGGCUCAUUCUGCAGCAGUUGAGUUGUACAGGAACAAAUAUCAGACCAUACAAAAAGGUCAGAUUGGCAUCAACAUCUACACCAUCGGGUUCUCACCACUGACAAAUUCUGCUGAAGAUGCUAUGGCAGCAGGGAGAGCGCGAGACUUCCUAAUAGGGUGGUUCUUGAACCCAAUCUUUUUUGGAGACUACCCUGAGAUGAUAAAAACAAAUGCGGGCUCACGGCUUCCAUCUUUCACCUAUUCUGAAUCUCAAAAAUUGAAGGGGUCAUGUGAUUUCAUUGGCAUGAACUAUUACUACUCAUUGUAUGUGGCUGAUGACUCUAGUAUUCCCAAGACAGGCCUUCGAGAUGCUAAUUCAGACAUGUUUGCUAAGUUUACAGCAUUCAAGGAUGUCCCUCCUGUAAGUCAGCUUCGUCCACCUACUCAAAUCUCCCAUGAUUUUGAAAGCCUUCGAAAAAUGCUGAAUUAUCUCAAAGACACCUACAGAAAUCCUCCUAUUUACAUUCAUGAGAAUGGUUAUGGCUUGAAGUUUAUCGACUCAAUGAAUGAUGUUGGAAGGAUAUCCUUUCUAAGUGGUUUCAUCGGAAGCGUACUUCAGUCUAUCAGGGAUGGAAUAGAUGUGAGAGGAUACUUUGUUUGGACAUUUAUCGAUGGAUAUGAGUUGCUUGCUGGGUAUGCAUCAAGAUUUGGCUUCUACCAUGUGAAUUUUGAGGACAGUGAACAUGAGAGGACGCCAAGGCUUUCUGCCCAUUGGUACCGCAACUUUCUCAGAAAUGGUACUGCAAUCAAGGUCCAGAUAAAUGACAACUUUUGUUCAAAGGCUCGUUCCUCGGAUUAAAAAGCCUGGUUUUGAUUUGGAAGCGGUUUUAUCUAUUAGUUCGGUUUUAUUGAGAUGUAGAAAUGUUUGAUGUGUUCUCAGAAUAAGUUGCUGUGAGGUGCUACUUAAUAUGUAAUGAUUCAUAGAAUUUUGUUUUGAUGAUUAUGUUAAUACUAAGCUUGCUAUUUUGCUGGAAUUGCCAACCAAAAGAAUACUUGAGGUUCUCAUCAAAUAUUCGUUAGAAGAGAUUCAGGUUAAUGAUGAUUGGGAUCAAGUGUUCCGGGGACUAAAAUGGUUUCAGUUGGUGUUAUUUUGUUUUUAUUUAUGGUUUGUGUCUUAUAUGCAAAUAAAAAAGCUUAUAAGUGUAAAUUUUCUAACUCUUAUUGUGUUCUAAGUUGUUUAUGUAAA
This is a messenger RNA of Phalaenopsis equestris, 2091 nucleotides long. Its product is annotated as beta-glucosidase 2-like. Gene Ontology annotation, biological process: carbohydrate metabolic process. The record is from RefSeq and is a predicted model, not a curated record. NCBI's taxonomy places the organism in Eukaryota, Viridiplantae, Streptophyta, Magnoliopsida, Asparagales, Orchidaceae. The transcript has 13 exons. Gene Ontology annotation, molecular function: beta-glucosidase activity. The coding region runs from base 142 to 1704 and encodes 520 amino acids.